AGACUUUUGCGAGCACGCUUUGCUUCCACUUUCAUUUCGCUCGCGCUAGCAGCUACCGCGAGCGAUUCCGUUGCGAUCAGGAGAGAGAGAGAGAGAGAGAGAGAGAAGGAGAAGAAGCGCUCGAAGGACUUCGACAAUGGCGGCGAGGCCUUCUUCUCCGACGACGCCGUCGUGUAGCUCCUCGUUUUCGUCUCAGUUGCCUUCUUCCUCCGGGUCCCCUCCACUCCCCAUCAUGGCCCUCCGCGAGAAGAUCGUCGAGAAGAUCCUCGAGAAUCGUGUCACCCUCAUCGUCGGCGAAACCGGAUGCGGGAAGAGCUCUCAAGUGCCUCAGUUUCUGCUAGAGAGAAACAUCUAUCCCGUAAUAUGUACACAGCCUAGCAGAUAUGCAGUAGUAGCCAUGGCAAAAAUGGUUGCAAAAGCCCGUAAUUGUGAGUUGGGAGAGGAAGUUGGAUAUCACGUUGGUCAUUUAAAGAAGAUAUCUUCCAGCCCAAAGAUUGCUUUCAAAACUGCGGGAGUUUUGUUAGAUGAAAUACGUGACAAGGGUCUGAAUGCGCUUGAUUGCAAGGCUAUCAUACUAGAUGAAGUGCAUGAAAGAUCUGUAGACUCUGAUCUUCUUCUGAUCUACGUGAAGCAGUUUCUCCUAGAGAACAACAACCUCAGGGUGGUGUUAAUGUCUGCAACAGCCGAUAUUGCAAAAUACAGGGACUACUUUGGAGAUAUUGCUAGGAAUGAAAGAGUAGAGGUGGUUGCCAUUCCUAACUCCAACCAGCAAACCAUUUAUCAAAGAAGAGUCUUAUAUCUUGAGCAGGUAACCAAAUUGCUUGGAACUAGUUCAGAGUCAUUGUCAGUGGAAUAUUGCAAUGGGGAAAGCCCUUCAACAGCCAAUGCAGAUAUUGAACCUGAAGUCCACAGACUCAUUCAUGAUUUGGUAAUGCAUAUACAUGAAAAUGAGCCAGACAUUGAAAAGAGCAUAUUAAUUUUUCUGCCAACAAUCCGUUCAUGGGAGGAGCAAUGGCGUCUUUUGAAGUCCUCAAGUUCGUUGUUCAAAGUCAUUUUGCAUAACGGUAAAUACAUAGAACAAGCUUUGUUGGAUAUGAAGAUCUGGAAGUCCCACCGUAAGAUAAUAUUAGCUGCCGAGUCAUCAGUGACAAUUCCAGAAGUAGCCUUUAUAAUUGAUUCGUGUCGCUCAUCACAAGUUUACUGGGACAGUAAUAGGAAAUGCGAAUUAUCAGGGUUCAUGUGGGUAUCCAAAUCUCAGGCUGAGCAACGAAGAGGAAAAACCGGUCGGACCUGUGAUGGAGAGAUUUAUAGAUUGGUAACUCGAUCAUUUUUCAGUGAUCUAGAGGAUUACGAGUGUCCAACUAUGCUGAGAUUAUUACUGCAACAGCAAAUACUUCUAAUCUGUUGCGCUGAACUAGAGGCCAUCAAUGAUCCCAGAGUGUUGUUGCAGAAGGCUUUAGACCCUCCUGAUCCUGAUGUUGUUCAAAAUGCAUUAGAUUUGUUAGUUCAUAUGGGUUUACUCCAGAUAUCUCAUAGAGGGAGGCUUGAGCCAACGUUCUACGGACGUCUGCUUGCCAGUUUUUCUCUGUCUUUUGAUGCAUCUCUGCUCAUGAUUAAGUUUGGGGAGGUUGGAUUGCUGCAUGAGGGCAUUCUUCUUGCUGUAUUGAUGGAUACGCAACCUCUACCCAUCAUCCAUUUUUUUGGGGAGGGUGAUUUGUUCGCAAAGUACCUCGACAGCUACUUUAGCAGAGAUACUAACAAGCCCACAAUCGGUCCUCUAAAGGAGGUGAUCUUAAUGGCGAACUUGUGUGCCUUUAAGUUUUGGCAGCGCAUUUUCAAGGACAAGUAUCGCACUAAGCAUUUAAAUCAAGUUCUACAAUUUGAUGACAUGAAAGCUACAGAGAUGGUGCUGGAGACUGAAGAAGAAUGGUGCUUCUUUCAUAAUCUUAGACAGCCAUCACUUAAUCAUGUCGCUAAAAUAUAUGAAGAUGUCCUGAGUUCAUUGCAUCGAUUUCGGCCCAACUUCGUUGGUACAUCUAAAGGUUUUCCUUCUUAUUACUAUCCUUGUGACUUCCAACACAAAUGCCUCCUUGAGUGUCGGCCAAAUGAAGAUGAAGAUGAAGAUGAAGAUGCAGCUGGCCUAGAUGACGAAGAACUUGAAUCAUCUGCCGACACCAGGGAAUGUGUUGCUACGCCAUUUGUUACCCCAAAUGACUUCCAGACAAAAAAUGUGGCUGACAAAUUGACAGUUGUUGUCAAAGAGAUAAAAGCUCAUUACUUUGGAUUGGCACCCGGUGAUCAGCCCAAGAGUUCUUCCGAGAGUCGUUUCUCUGUUAACAAGUGGGGUAAAUUAUGUAGACAUUUUCUAAAAGGAUCCUGCAACAGGGGCAGUAAUUGCUCGUUUUCUCAUUCAUUCCAAGCAAAACGACCUAUGUGCAAAUUCUUCUCCUCUUUACAGGGUUGUCGAAACGGUGAUUCAUGUUCCUUCUCUCAUGAUCUGGGCACAUCAUUUUCAUCAGUCACUAAGCCAAGUUCAUGCAUCCCAGAAAAUGACGAUGGUGACCCGGCACUACUUAUUCGGUUAUUUCCUGUUGCGGAUUAUGGGAAGAUUCUCAUCUUGGAUGACACCAACUUCCAUUUUACCUCCAACAUUGCUCGGAGUUAUGAUCCUUUUAGAAUGGUUGCCACCACACAUCUUCUGGAAUCCCCCAUAUCUGACCCGUCAUUGACUGAUGUCAAGAUUAUGUGGGGACUCCAUCACCCAUACCAAACCAUCAUAGGGAAAUCUGCGGAGAGUCAAGUUCUGUGGAUGUCAGUGAAAUGCGUCUUGUGGUUUCCUGAUUUUGAAAUUUGCGGAUAUGGAAAAAAUUUGGAGGGACAGAGAAGGUUAAUGAAGAAUUUCUUUGAGUAUCUGGCAAUUCGGCUACUUGCUGACGCUUUAUGUGAAGUGCCGGUUGUUCUUACCAUGAAUAACCUUAGGUUUUCAGAACUGCAGGUGGAGAAGCUGGGAAGGAGCAGCUUCUUCUUUCUCACCAAGUCAUUUCCUUUCGCCGAGCAGAGCUACGGGGAACUAUCGGAUGUUAUACCCACCAAGAAACCGAUGGAGGUAUCCAAGCCCAUCUCGUAUGUUUUUCGCAUGUACCCUCCCGCAGACAUCGAGCCCGAUGAUUUCCAAGCUGCGAUACGGAAAUGUCUGCAUGAUGUUGAGUAACUUUCAGUGGCGCAUGGGAUCAAAAGGUCAUCGAUUGUUCAUAUGAAGUUUCGAGGAUUCUUCCUUUUGUGAGGUUCUUCCGUGAAUGCGCUUAGGCAUCGCCGUGUUACGUUGGACAGAUGACAGGAUGUUUAUUGUAUUGUAUGUAGUUGAACUAUCGAAAGCCCUCGCCCGUUGCGACAUUGCUUCUUUGCAAAGUGUGUAGGUUGAUGCAGAAUACUCGAGUAACGCAAACAUGUCGAGGUCUUCUGGGCCAUUGGAAGCUCUUCUUCAAUUCAGUCCUUUUGAGUUUGA
Molecule: messenger RNA, 3505 nt
Organism: Syzygium oleosum
Lineage: Eukaryota; Viridiplantae; Streptophyta; Magnoliopsida; Myrtales; Myrtaceae
Product: DExH-box ATP-dependent RNA helicase DExH8-like
Exons: 14
Coding region: 137-3211 (1024 amino acids)
Biological process (GO): maturation of SSU-rRNA from tricistronic rRNA transcript (SSU-rRNA, 5.8S rRNA, LSU-rRNA)
Cellular component (GO): nucleolus; intracellular anatomical structure
Molecular function (GO): RNA binding; ATP binding; metal ion binding
Source: RefSeq, a predicted model, not a curated record